AUGAUUGCAUCGUCGUCGUCGUCGUCGGCCGCUGCUGCUGCGAAUUGUAACGGGGGGGAGCAGCAUUUUUUGCAGAGGAGGAGGAGGAUAUUCAGCAGCGCGCUCGCGUCGACCAGCGGCGCGAGCAGCAGUCGUUGGUCGCCGUCGAAUUCUUGGACGACCGGGAGAACGAGGAGAGACAAAAGAAGAAGAAGAAGAAGAAGAAGAAGAAGAAGUGAUGAUGAUGAUAGUGACGAUGGCGUUGUUCGUUCUUUCCCUCCUCUUCGAGCGAGGAAGACGCGAUACGAAUACGAGAGAGAAAAGGACGACGACGAGUUGAGAAAAGACGAGGAUUUGGAACUUUUGAGAGAUUUGAUGAUGGAAGACAACACCGAGGAAGAAGAAGAAGAAGAAGAAGACGACGAGGAAGAGGACGAGACAUUAGGAAGAACAACCAGAAGAAGAAGAAGAACAAAAGCAGACAUUAACGCGGGGGCGGGGGGAGACGAUUUUGAAACUUUAAUAACGCCGAGAGCGAAAUACCGCGCGCGAAUAGACGCGUCGCCGGACGCCACGUGGGAAGCAGUUUCCGACGCGAGUUUGUUUAGCACGUUCGCACCAAACGUGCGAACGUCUCUGCGGAGUUUUUCGAGCAGCGGCGGCGUGUCCACGUAUCGUCUCGCGAGCGACUGCAGAGACGAGGUGAUUUUAUGCGCCAACGAGUUGAGAGGCGAGAUUUUCUUGGAGGUUGUUUUGUUGCCACCAGAGAAGGCGACGAUGUCUUCUUCUUCUUCUUCUUCUUCUUCUUCUCAGUUGAUUUCCUCGAAAGAUACCCUUGCGAACAGGAGAAAGAAGCAACCGGAGGCGCCGACAAUUUCCCGAACGCUCUCGUUUUCCAGUCGAGACGUGGACAGACGAAACGGAGAGUUUGAGUGUUUCGGAAAGAUUAAAGUCGCGAGAUUAAAAUCAGCCUCGUUCGCGUGCGAGUUGUCUUACGAGUGCGAAAUUCGACCGACAAAGUAUCCAGUUUUAAGAAGAGCGUUAGAGAGGGUUAUGAGGCAAUCGUUUGAGGAGAUUGCGACGGCGAUUAAUCAACGCGCGAGCUCGAUUCAAAGAGCGAAAUUGAACUCGCCGUUUUUAGAUUUAGAAACUUUGAACUGGAACGAAGCGAGCGAGGAGUUUUAUUAUGUGGACGAGUUUGACGACGACGGGUAUUUCAUCGGUCGAAGAAAGAAACGAAGAGAUGGAAGAUUGGCGAACGCAGGGUUGAAGCCGGAAAAUUAUUUAGGUUUGAGCGAAGUGAGCGUACCUUUGGUGCAGCAAGGAGGAGACGAAAACGAUAGAGAAGGUACCAACACCAAUAAUACCAACAACUCCACCACCAAGAAAAAAAUGAUGUCCAUUUCUGGUCGUUUCCGACCUCCCACCGUGCGACGAAACGUCAUGCCGCCGGCUGAAAACCUCUCCUGGCAAGCCGCGCAAGGUAACACGACAUCUGGCGCGCAAGGCGGACGAUGGUUCGAUGAAAUUGUCGACGCUGACGCCGCCGAGGAUUUGUCGACGUCGGCGCCUGGAUCGAUUGAGGUGCACAACAGAAGGUACGACACGCCGGCAGUUUAUCACCGGCGAACAUUAAGUGCGGUGCGAAUCGAAGCACCACCGAGUUUAGUCUGGAAAGUGCUCACGGCGUACGAGUCGUUGGCAAAAUUUGCCCCGAAUUUAGUACACUGCGAAGUCUUGCCAAACGCAACUCUGGGCGUCGCCGUUCCCGGCGGAGGAGUCGCGGGAGGCACAGGUAAAAAUUUGAAACGCCUUCGAUUUGUGUUUCUCAAACACUGCUUGUGCCACGCGAUAUACGAAUCCGUCGGCGUGGACCUGUCGCAAAAAGACGAAGAAGGAGAAAUACAGUUUCGCGUUUCGAGAAAUCAAAGAAGAGAUGGCGUUUUGCAAGGCAAAUUUUUAGUCGUCCCAGCCAACGAUUCAAUCGACGACGACGACGACAUCGAUGGUAGUGCAACACUGCGAAGCUUUGACGAAAAGUACGAUGGCACAUUCAGCGUAUCUAAACUUGACCGCGCCGACUUUAACGACUUUAACGACGCGCCAGAAGAAGCGGAAGCGACGAUAUUGAAAUUUGCCAUCGAAGGCAUCAACGCCAAGGCAAAUUACGAAAACGGAAGAGCACGCAAACCGCCUCUAGAUGAACGACAAGUCGUCGACGAAACGAUCGAGUUUUUGACAACUUUACGGGCGCACAUCGAAGCGAUAUCGCUGGAGAAAGUCAUCCCGUUGGUUACUUUUGAUAACUCCGUGCGUAAACUUAACAUCGUUCCAGAAUUGGACCAGACGAACCAAACGAUCGCCGAGUUUAUGCGUUUAAACCCAAAAUUAGACGAGGAACAAGAAGAUUCCAUCGACGCGACCAUUUCCAGAGACGACGACGAGUUGACCAUCGCGGAAAGGGCAAAACUGUACGGAUUAACCGAAGCGGCGAUGAAACAAAGCACGAAUGCGUCCGCUUCCUUAUCCGAGAAGAACGGAAAGAAGAAGAAGAAUACUUACGAUAUGAAAUCGUUCGACGAAGACGAAGAGAGAGAACUAUUUGAAGCGCUGAGAGUGGACAUCGAAGCGUUCAACGCGACGCUACUACUCAAAUCGAAAGAGGACGGCAAAACGCAACAACAACAACAACAACAACAACAAAGAAUACCGCAAAAGCUUCUCUUGCGAGAAUACGGUCGAGAGGAUUUGGAAAAGCGCAUUCGAGAGCUCGGUGGCUACAAAAUAGUCUCGGAAAAGUUCGGAUGGGAUAAAAACAUGCCAAAACCGAGAGGCUAUUGGCGAGAUUUGGAAAACGUGCGCGUAGAGCUCGAAUCGUUCAUAGAGUCUUUAGAGUUACCUCUGGACGAGUUACCCUCGCGAGGAGUGUUCAUGGAAAACGGGAGAGAGGACAUCUACCAAUCGUUUCGAUUCCACGGCGGCGCGAGUGAAGUCGCCAUGAAGUUAGGAUUAGUCGGCAAACAACAACAACAACAACAACAACAACAACAACAAUAA
This is a messenger RNA of Bathycoccus prasinos, 3036 nucleotides long. RefSeq lists its product with no specific name. The record is from RefSeq and is a predicted model, not a curated record. Lineage: Eukaryota; Viridiplantae; Chlorophyta; Mamiellophyceae; Mamiellales; Bathycoccaceae. The transcript has a single exon. Bases 1 to 3036 code for a protein of 1011 amino acids.